This is a messenger RNA of Boleophthalmus pectinirostris (great blue-spotted mudskipper), 1323 nucleotides long. It is a transcript of the gene rpp38, whose product is annotated as ribonuclease P/MRP 38 subunit. The transcript has 2 exons. The record is from RefSeq and is a predicted model, not a curated record. Bases 145 to 939 code for a protein of 264 amino acids. Gene Ontology annotation, biological process: tRNA 5'-leader removal. Gene Ontology annotation, cellular component: ribonuclease MRP complex; nucleolar ribonuclease P complex; fibrillar center. Gene Ontology annotation, molecular function: ribonuclease P activity; ribonuclease P RNA binding. NCBI's taxonomy places the organism in Eukaryota, Metazoa, Chordata, Actinopteri, Gobiiformes, Gobiidae.
GAGGGCGCUACUGUUGCGUCAGUGCGUAAAUACGUGUGGUUUCAAAAGAUGGUGGCUCCCUGUACGAUGCGCGUGAGGCUGAAGGCCAGAUGAAAAUAGAUAAAUAUCCAAAGUACGAAGGUGUCGCUAAUAUUACGGUGAGCAAUGACCACCCCAACGAAGCCUCCUAAGAAAAGAUUCAUUCAGUCCAAGGCGAGCUUCACGUCCCCGUUUUCGGCCCAGUGGAGCCCCCUGCCGCAAGAGGACAUGCACUUCAUCCUGAAGACCCUUAAAGACAAGCUCGUCUCGACGGGGAUUCAGAAGAAAGAGGACAGAGUGUUUCGACCGUGGAGAAAAAAGAAGGGGGCUGCACCAGAGACCCCCAAAGUUAAAAGAGAAGGAACCACGGGGAGCACCACAAACGGCUGGACAGAUGUGUCGGCCCGGCGACAGCUGGCGAUUGGCAUAAACGAGGUGACCCGGGCUCUUGAGAGAAAUGAACUUCAGCUCGCGCUCGUGUGUAAAUCUGUCAAACCCAAGCACGUGACGGAGCACCUGGUCUCUCUGAGCGCGAGCAGGGCUGUGCCCGCGUGCCAGGUGCCUCGGCUCAGUGUCACCGUGCGCGAGCCUCUGGGGCUUAAAAGUGUCCUGGCCCUGGGCUUCAGAAGGGCCCCCGAGGGCCAGACUCUGCUCUUCACGGACGUGAUAGAGGCCAUCACGCCCCGGGUCCCCGUGCAGAGAGUCGCGUGGCUCCAGAGCGCAGCGCCCACAGAAAGACCCCCAGACACGGAGGAGGAGGAGAGUGAAGAGAAGAGAGGACUCAAAAGAAAACUAGAAGAAAGUAACGCUGAGCCAUCAGCUCAGGAUGUGUGCACACUACUGCCUCUCAAAGUCAAGAAAAUAGUGCCAAACCCCGAUAAAAAGAGAAAAGAAAAGAUGAGCAAAUCUAAAAAACUAUAAUCCAAGGAUGAAACCAGUAAAGUGUCUUAUUUAGCAGCAGUGUUGCUUAUCCAUGGGGUCAUGGCCUAUGUAAUGCUUUUAAUUUGUGAAUAGGCUCCAGGUUAUUUCUUAACUCUCAAAUUCCUUUGGUCUGGAGGGUCAGUUUUUUUUAUUAUUAAUUUUACUGAGUGUCUUUUGUUACAUUUCAUGAAAGAUAACUUUCUUUUGCAUUAGUCAUGAAUAAGAAAUGUCUUACCCAAAAUGAGUUUAUUCAAUCAAAUAUCCAUGCUGGUUUAGCUCAUGUGACAUUGAUUUUCAUGGGGACACAUCAGGAUGAUGCUGGUACAGAGUCUUCAGCGUUUUCACAGCUUGCAAUGGAUCUGAAUAAAAAUAUUUUCAGUCAAA